Messenger RNA from Drosophila willistoni, 4627 nucleotides. Its product is annotated as titin. The coding region runs from base 10 to 4356 and encodes 1448 amino acids. Lineage: Eukaryota; Metazoa; Arthropoda; Insecta; Diptera; Drosophilidae. The record is from RefSeq and is a predicted model, not a curated record. Gene Ontology annotation, cellular component: nucleus; SWI/SNF complex. The transcript has 2 exons. Gene Ontology annotation, biological process: regulation of transcription by RNA polymerase II. Gene Ontology annotation, molecular function: transcription coregulator activity.
CCGACCAAAAUGAGGAGCCGCCACCAAGCCGCUUGGCUAAUUCCGCUGACGUUGUGUCAGCUAAUCGUAGCACAAACCACAGAAGUUCCAUCGGCACUGCUGCCAAUUGAGGCUCGUAAUGCUGAUUUUUCGGGAGAAGAAGACGUCAUCUCAACCAGCUAUGUGCUGCCCAAUCAGAUCUUUAACGAAGGCAAACCAUACUAUGCCCGGCAGGAUCCAGUAUCAGGACAACUCGACUUUAGUGCCAAGAAACCAGCAGGCAUUGAGCCAGAGAUCAACGAAGUGCUCGAUCCCAAUGAAAAGAUAGUCAUUAGUGGGGCUCCAUCGCCCAAUAUACAUGAUUUUCUCAAUCUGCCAGUGAAGUACUCGUCAUCGAAGUUCGUUUAUCCGCUGGUGUCCAGUUCAUAUGCGAAUUUAAAGUAUCAGGGUAGCAACAAGAACUACAUGACGAACAAGAAGCCGACAUCGGUGGUAGCACAAGUCACUCUACCGCCACCAAAUAACUAUCACAGCUCCAACUAUUUCACUGUACCGACUACAAGGCUAACAGCAGUGACCCCCACUGAGGCAGUAUAUAAUCCUUCUAGCACCAGCACAACGACAACGACUACAACUAAGACAACAGCGACAACAAAGGUAACCUCCAAGAGGCCCAGUCCUUCUCCCAAAACAACGAUUGCAAGCACUAGGUACACAUCCACGUCUCGUCGACCUGUGGGUCUGACGGGUCCAACCACUCCGAUUCCUCCACGGACUAGCACCACGCGCAAGAAGUUUGUGCCAACCAAGAAGUACAGUCCAGCCAUAACUUCAGUGAAGACAACGCCGACGACAACCAUAGCCAGCCAGCCCAAGCCCACUGCUAGUAGCAGCGAUGUGGCCUUCACCACCCACCAUGCCACUCCACAAGCACCUAUAUUCCCCACUGAUCCCACAACAACUACGAAAAUGUAUUCGACUACUACUACGAGUCCGCCAGUGGCUUUCACUGAUGAUAUUACAAAGCCUCCCGCCGUUAGCUCCAUUCCUGGAUCUGGUGUACCCAAUCUGGAUCCUGCCGAUGUCUACCACACCUUGGGACAGAAGAACAAUCAAGCUCAGCAAGAGCAGCAGCAGCAUCAGCAGCAGCAACGAGAAAAGGAACAGCAACAGCAGCAACUACUGCAAGAACAAUCACCUUCAAAAGCUCCUCCGAUGACACUUAGUGACAUUUUCAACAGCUUGGCGGAAGAGGAGUCCGCUGUGGCCACAAACUACCAACAGAAUCAGGGUUUCGAUGCCCAGGGCAAUCUCAUCGAGCCAAUAGCUCCCUCACGUCCAUCGCCAUUUGCCAUGCAGAACCAACUUCAGGCCAAUCCAGCUAAGCCCAAUCUCCUUAGUCCCAGGCCCCAAGGCCCCCAGGAAACCAAAGUCAUUUCGGGAAGUCAGGAGAACUAUAGCAAUGAGUACGUCUCUUAUCAGGUGCAACAACCCAAUGUCAUGCAAUAUAGACCAGUGCCCGGCCAGAUCAAUAAUGUCGUAAUUUCGCCGGAACAGCAAUCGGCCACCUUUGUGCUGGGCAGUCAAGUCCAGCAGGUGGGAGUGGGCCAACCAGUAGUAGGCCAAUAUGGUCCUGGAGCUAAGCAGCCAUCCUUUGUGAAAGAGAAUGUUGGACCCGUGCAAUAUGGUCAAGUUAUCAACGAGGACAUAGCCAACAUUAACAUUAAGCAUCCUCUCCCUGUAGUCCAGGAUCAAGUGAAAAUGCCCACCAGUUAUCAACAGAUGCCCAAUAUUCAGCACAACUCAAAUUUCCAUCAGAAUGGUGUAACAAGCGGAACUUAUCAAGAGACGCCGCCAGAGGCUCCUUCGCCCUACCAGCAACUGCCAUUGAUUGGUUCCUCCAAAGCCCCCGUCAAACCGGCCACAUCAGCGAAGCCGAUGACAACGGUGCAGCCCACCGCUAACCAAGUGCAAGAUGUUAAAGAACUCCUGGUUUCGACUAACAUACGCUUCCCGGCAAACGAAGGGGACUCUGUUGAAUUUUCCCCCGCUUCUCCAGCUCCAGGUCCUCCAGCAGGUAUACACAUAAAUGGCCACGCCCAACCGCUAAGUCUUCAGCAGAUCCAGAAUGCCAAUCCAGUAGUCUUUCCCAAGGUUAAAGACGACGAUGGUGUCCAAAUACAGCAACAUCCGGUCGUGAACCUGCACAAGCCACAGCAGGAGCAGCAACUUCCAUUGACAUUCCCUGCUCUCCAGCCUGGGCAACCACAGCCACAAGGCGAGCUUCCUUCACGGGAUAUGGAGCCACCACCACGUUAUCCCACCACCACAAUGCCUGUUCAACGUCCACCGCCUUUCUACAACGAAUACAAUCGCAAGCCACAGGCAGGUGGUCCAGGACCCAGACCACACAUAAAUCUGCCCAAUAUACUGCCUCAAUUCCGUCCAAAUGCGAAAUUAUCCAGCGGCCAUCCGCCCAAUUUGAAGCAGGAGCCCGGAAAUAUUCGCCUAACCAGCCAAGUAGUGAAACGGCCAUAUAAUCCCUCGAUGCCACCGCAGUUCGCCCACCGACACUAUGCGAUGCAGGGACAUCAACAGCAGCAGCAGCACCCUCAACAGAUCAUCCAGAAGCGCUAUCCCAUGAACCGGAUUUCCGAAUACCCAGCCGGCCCGCCCAGUCCUGGUGAUGUGAACAGACGUAUCUACCGCCCGGCAUCACCCUAUGGUGGCCAUAACUUCCCUUAUAUGCCCGAACAUUUGUAUGCUCGUCGACCAAAUGGCCCGCCACCUAAUGCUCCAUUGCGUUCGGGCGAAGGCUAUCCUACAGAGCGUCAUGUCGCGUCCCCAAUCGAACCGUAUAAGACCAUCCAGGAAGAGGGAUUGGACAAUAUUGAGGAGGAGGACUUGGUUAUAAACGAUCCACCGCAACCAGUCACGCCCAGCAACGAUCAAAUGAUUGGAGACAACAUCAAAUUGGAACCAGUUGUCACAUUGCAAAUGCUGCAGUCGCAGAAGAACGCCGUGAGUUUGCCCGGCGACGACACGGGUGAUGGUGAGAUCCAGGUGACGGCAGAUAACGAUCCCCAGGAAGCAGAGGUAAGCAAACUAACCCAACAGAAGCUGGAUCAAAGCGGCCUCUACGUUGUCUUUCCCAUGAAGGCGACCGACGAGAAGCAAGCCAGCGAACCGCCCUCUGCCCCGGCCGAGUAUCAGAACACUCCCUUCUCUGUCAUCCGGGACCAGCCACAGGAACCCAUAUUGAAGAACAAGAAGCCCCAAUCGUUGCAACAACAGACCAAGGUGCAGCCCAUGGCCAAAGAAAAGUUUCCCUAUCCCAUCGAGAAGCCUGAUCCAUCAUACACAGAACUGAACGGUGCAAACACAGUGCCCGGCGUGUUGAUUGCUCCUCGAAUUAUAAGCGGAGCAUAUGGCAGUGGCACCGAAGCACCCAUUGCCAUAGCCUACACACCAACAGAGCCGAGUGCUUAUGUUCGAACGGAACAACAAAAUCAAAAAUUCUCGACCGUGAUCAAUGAGAUUCGCACACAAGAUACCCAAACUGAAGAGGGGCUCAGCGGUGAUUUCGAUUUGCGUGGCCAGAGCUUUGAGAAGAACUUUAUGGCGCCCUUCUAUCCAAGUCUGAGCUUGGGUACUGCCACAGGACCUGCUGGAGGAGUGACUAAUCCCAACUGGAAUGUAGUGCCUUCUACCACAAAUAAGGCCAUAUACGAAAAGAACAACAUUAAUCGAGCUGAUGUCGACGCCAUCGAAGAGAACAAAAAGGAUGCAGAUUCCUCCGAACUGAUAUUAGAGAAAUCUGAGCUUGACAAUUUCCAGCCUCAGUUGCAGGGCGGCUUCAAGCCUAUUUAUCCCCCAGGCUAUAAGCACGCGGAGCAGGAAUCAGACCAAGACCACAACGAAGAGAUGCAAAACCAAAAACUGGCAAUGGAAAAUAAACCCCUGGCAUUGUCACUGGUAUCUCAAAGUCCUACAACGACAACGACAACUACAACAACAAGCACCAGCACAACAAAGAAGCCACCAACAACAGCCUCAAGCAAUGGGAUUAAUAGUAGUUCGACCUCUACAACAACUAUUAGUACCACUAAAGCAGCUGCAAUCGAGCAAUCGUCAUCAUCAUCAUCGACGUCAACAACUUCUAUUACCAAAGUGCCCGCACAACGAAAGAAAUCAAACUUUGAGACAAGUCUAGCAGCGCUUCUGUUUGGCGACGAUGAAGAGGAAUUCGAGGAAGGCAGCGCCCGCAAGUCUGUGGAGGUGACCAAAGCUCAAGCUCUACCCCAACCCCAGCCCCAAGUCCAGACUGGCCCGCGAAAUGUUCCACGAAUGGGACCGCGCAGUCUGUCGUUGAGCUAAAAUGGCUGAAUACGCUGCUGCAUCUAGGAAGUUAGAUUAGACGAAUUUUAGUUUAUAUUAAUUUAUUCAAACUUUAUGUGGUAAUCUAGUUUUUGUUUUUACACAGCUUAUUUUAAGUCAUAAUAAGCCUACUGGGCUAGAUCCCCGCGCUAAAGCCACCAACGAUCUUAGGACAUUUUGCGAGUCUGAUUUGAAAUAAUAAUGAUUAUGAGAAAAAGUUUCUCAUUGGACUCUCGAAUUGUCAAAGUUGAGAUAAACAUUAAAAAAAAAA